Molecule: messenger RNA, 1956 nt
Organism: Pseudoliparis swirei
Lineage: Eukaryota; Metazoa; Chordata; Actinopteri; Perciformes; Liparidae
Gene: pou2f2b
Product: POU class 2 homeobox 2a
Exons: 15
Coding region: 16-1845 (609 amino acids)
Biological process (GO): regulation of transcription by RNA polymerase II
Cellular component (GO): nucleus
Molecular function (GO): RNA polymerase II cis-regulatory region sequence-specific DNA binding; DNA-binding transcription factor activity, RNA polymerase II-specific
Source: RefSeq, a predicted model, not a curated record
CCCACAGACACAGACAUGACCAAGACAGCAGCCAUAGCAGCAAAGGACUUCUUCAGUAUGUGGUUGCCAGAUAUCAGGAUGUCGAAGGCAGUCGAGGUCGAGAAAAUAGGGUCUGACUCACCGUUGGACAGCACAGAUUCAGAGCGGAAUGGGCCUGAAUCAAAUCACCAGGCUCACUCAAUGAAAUACAAUCCCUUUCCCCUUUCACCGACCCUGAGCAGCAGCAAGAAUAAGAUGGAGGAGUGUGGUGAGAUGUCCCCGGCUCUUCCUCUGUCUCACGGCCCGACCCCCUCACAGACGGCCAUGCAACAUACACAGCUCAUGCUGACCGGCUCCCAGCUAGCAGGGGACAUCCAGCAGCUGCUGCAGCUUCAGCAGUUGGUGUUGGUGCCCGGCCACUCGCUCUCGUCCUCUGCCCAGUUCCUCCUCCCACAGGCACAGCAGGGCCAGCAAGGACUCUUAUCGACACAAAAUCUCAUCUCGCUACCUCAGCAAAACCAAGGGAGCCUGCUGUCUGCUUCAAAUAGAAUGGGACUCCAAGCACAUCGAGAUAAGUGUAUGGAGGUGAGCGGCGUGACCACGGUGCCCUCAGUGACCUCUCACCCCGAGGAGCCGAGUGACCUGGAGGAGCUGGAACAGUUCGCCCGCACUUUCAAACAGAGACGCAUCAAACUGGGAUUCACACAGGGAGAUGUCGGUUUGGCCAUGGGGAAGCUGUAUGGCAACGACUUCAGUCAGACCACAAUCUCUCGCUUUGAAGCCCUCAACCUGAGCUUCAAGAACAUGUGCAAGCUGAAGCCACUGCUGGAGAAGUGGCUCAUUGAUGCAGAGACCAUGUCCAUAGACUGUACCUUGCCCAGCCCCAGCUCCCUGUCCUCUUCUUCUAUGGGCUUUGACGGGCUUCCUGGUCGCCGCCGAAAGAAGAGAACCAGCAUCGAGACGAAUGUACGCGUGGGCCUGGAACGCGCAUUCAUGGCGAACCAGAAGCCUACCUCAGAGGAGAUCCUAAUGAUCGCCGAGCAGCUCACCAUGGAGAAGGAGGUGAUCCGGGUCUGGUUCUGCAACCGCCGACAGAAAGAGAAACGCAUCAAUCCCUGCAGUGCCACCCCUCCCCUGCCCAGCCAGCCCCCCACUGCCCCACCAGCGCACAAACCACCCUGCUACAGCCCUCACAUGAUGUCCAGCCAGCUGUCGCAGGCCGUGACCAGUCUCAGCACAGCAGUGACCGCCAUGUCCCCCGGCUGCCCCCAGACUUCCAGCCUCACCUCCACCCACCCCUCUCUCAGCUCCGCAUCUUCCCCGGUGACUCCUCCUCCUCGCAGCACGGCCAGCCCAGCCACUCCCAGCCACAGCACACUCAACCUUAACACAGGCUUAUGGCGUAUGGGUAAAAAGAACGGGGACGUGUCUAACUUCAUCACCGAUUUCGCUGCAAACUUGAGGAACACUGUGAUGGGAGUUAACACAGGGAUGAACCAAGGCCUCCUCGGUAACAAUCCCCUGGCCACUAUCCAAGCCCUAGCAGCCAGUGGUGGCCAGCUGCCUCUUUCCAGUCUUGAGGGGGCCGCUAAGAUGAUGCUGGGGGUCUCUGGGGGCCAGGGAGGGUGCCUCCCCUCCUCCCUCUUCCUCAACCACCCCGCCUUCCUCCACUUGGGCCAAAACCACGGCGCUGGACUGAUCAGUGCUGCCCUCGCCAAAGCCUCCCAGGCCUCCCCCUUCCCUUCUGCCAGCAGCAUAAGCCCCACCCCCUGUUCCCCCUCCCCCUGCUCUAGCCCCGCCUCUUCCUGCUCCUCCAGUGAAAUGGCACACAGCCCGUCCUCUCUGGGCGGAGCCAAGAUCGAGUGACCGCGCCAAGGGCCAAUCAGAGAGGAGGAGGAAGGAGGAAACGAGAACCUCGCCUUUCACACCAAAGCUAUCUCUUUCUCUCUUGCGCUCUUCUUCCGUUAUUUUUUUCGC